Molecule: messenger RNA, 690 nt
Organism: Lycium barbarum (goji berry)
Lineage: Eukaryota; Viridiplantae; Streptophyta; Magnoliopsida; Solanales; Solanaceae
Exons: 1
Coding region: 1-690 (229 amino acids)
Source: RefSeq, a predicted model, not a curated record
AUGAAUGCAUUAAUAUGGAAUAUUAGAUCAGUGAACACCAAAAAAGCUUUCAAAAGGCUUUUGUCAAUGCAUAGAAAACACAGAUUCUUCCUUAUAGGUUUGAUGGAGCCUUUUCAACAACCUUAUAAAUUGGAUAGUUAUAGGAGAAGGUUAGGCCUGGAAACUGCAUUAUGCAAUGUUUUAGGCAAAAUAUGGGCCUUUGUGGAUGCUGAAUAUGAAGUAAAUGUGCUUGUAGAUAGUGUCCAGCAAAUCACUUUGAAGUUGUCAAACUCCAACAAUAACACAGUGAUGAUUGGUACAUUGGUGUAUGCCAAAUGUGACAGGACUGAAAGAAUAGAAUUGUGGGAAUCCUUGUAUCACUUAGCAUCAGACAUGACACUACCUUGGCUUGUGGGAGGAGAUUUUAAUGUCAUUGUUCAUGAAGAAGAGAAAUAUGGGGGUCUGCCUGUUACACUGAAUGAAGUAGAAGCUUUUAGGCAUUGCAUUCAAUCAUGCAAUCUCUCAGACCUGGGCUACAAAGGUAAUAUUUUCACUUGGUGGAAUGGGAGAGGUGAAGAUGAUUGUGUAUUCAAGAGACUAGAUAAGUGUUUGGGCAGCUUUGAACUUCAGCAGCUGUUUCCAGGAUUAGAGAUCACACAUUUUAUCAAGUGUGGUUCAGAUCAUUCACCACUACUACUUGAAUGCAAAUAA